This is a messenger RNA of Chara braunii, 2355 nucleotides long. NCBI's taxonomy places the organism in Eukaryota, Viridiplantae, Streptophyta, Charophyceae, Charales, Characeae. The record is from the annotation of a GenBank genome assembly.
UGGAUUUACUUAUCUGCAAGUCGGAGGCGUUGGGCACAACUCAGAGAGAAUUUCCCUUCCGAAGUAACGUGUGAAGAUUCCCGGAGUGGCAUCUGAAGAUUCGUAGUAAUUCAAAUGGAAGUAUCACUAUUUGGGUCGUCUGGAGGCAGUGGUUGUGGGGCAAAGUGGCAUCAUUGCUCUGGUGAGUUGGCGGAGCUGCUUAUAUCUCGAACAACGUCUUCCAUCAUUCAUCAUUCGACUCAGCGGGUUCCUCGUUUGUUUGAUGUGGGUAUGCGAGCACUAGCGGAAGGGAAGAGGGGUGCUGAAGACAAGCCUCCUCUCGAUCGGGAGGAGAGAAGCGCUGGAGGUAAAGAAAAAUAGUGUGCUGGUGGAGACAAAAGGAAAACAGUGCUGGUGCCAGUUUAAUUUGUGCACCCUACAACUUGUGGAACGAACAAUUGAUUGGUUUGAUUGGUUUGGAAACGUUCACUUUCUUUCUUAGAGCAUAUUCACACUGGGCCUGUUUCCAAUGCAUUGGAUGAGACAAUUUCUGGCGCGACGUGGAUGUUUUUGACCUGCGGACAUUGUUUUAAGGAUCGGUGAGAAGGCCUAGUGUGAGUAUGCCCUCACUCUGCCCAGAGGGUGACGGGGGCAGGGUCGUCAGAGUGUCUGCGAAAGGGAUGGAUGAUCUCCGACUUCGAUGGCGAUCAGGAGAGAGAGAGAGAGAGAGGGGGGUUUCGUACUUCAAAAAUUUACAGAUAGAUUGGAUUUGGCGGACGGUCGUUCGGGCUGAUGUGGGGCCCGCAGUGCUUUUGCAGCGCAACUGUGGGCCGGUGUAGCACAGCUUUCAACUUUCGCACUUUCAGUGGAACUGAACAAUUUUUACGGGCUCAUGGUUCUCUGUUUCGUUGAGCUGGAUGGUGUAGGUAUGGGGCAAGUGAGGUCGGCGCAUCGCAGCCGGCCAGGUAGGUCAGCACUCGUGCAGCAAUUCUUCUUGUGAACCACCCGAGGUGGACUCUCUGGUGUACCGGGUGCGGAACCCUGGUCCUGGAAGUAGUCGACCCAAGAUUGUGGUGGUGGUCAGUCAAAAGGAUCAUCUGUCUGUAGGCAUCAGGCAAGUGAGGUCGGUCCAUUGAAGCCGGCCAGGUAGGGGAGCACUCAAGCAGCAAUUCUGCUUGUGAACCACCCGAUGUGGACUCUCCGGCGUAUCGGGUACGGAAGUCUGGUCCCGGAAGUAGUUGACCCAAGAUUGUGGUGGUGGUUAGCCACAAGGAUCAUUGGUCUGUAGGUAUCGGGCAAGUGAGGUCGGCGCAGUGCAGCCGGCCAGGUAGGGCAGCACUUGAUGCAGCAAUUCUGCUUGUGAACCACCUGAGGUGGACUCUCUGGUGCACCGGAUGUGGAACCCUGGUCCUGGAAGUAGUCAACCCAAGAUUGUGGUGGUGGUUAGUCAAAAAGAUCAUCUGUCUGUAGGCAUCAGGCAAGUGAGGUGGGCGCAUUGCAGCCGGCCAGGUAGGGCAGCACUGAAUGCAGCAAUUCUGCUUGUGAACCGCCUGAGGUGGACUCUCUGGUGUACUGGGUACGGAACCGGAAGUGGUUGACUCAAGAUUGUGGUGGUGGUUAGCCACAAGGGUCAGAUCUAUAGGUAUGGGGCAAGUGAGGCCGGCGCGUUGCAGCCGGCCAGGUGGGGCAGCAGUUAAUGCAGCAAUUCUGUCGGUGAACCACCCGAGAUGGACUCUCUGGUGUACCGGGUACGGAGCCGGAAGUGACCCAAGAUUGUGGUGGUGGUUAGCUACAAGGAUCAUCUGUCUGUAGGUAUGGGGCAAUGGGGCAAGCGAGGUCAGUCCAUCGUGGUCGAGUGAGGGCAGAAAUUCUUCUUGUGAACCACCUGAUGUGAACUCUCCUGGUGUACCGGGCAUGAAAGUCUGGUUCCUGAAGUAGUUGACCCAAGAUUGUGGCCGUGAAGUCCGGAGGAUUGUCUAUUGAAUCUCCCUCAUAUCCUGCAGUGCUUGUUCCAAAGAGUGGGUCUAGCCUGUGCUGCACCCAUUCCUCUCUCUCUCUCUCUCUCUCUCUCUCUCUCUCUCUCUCUCUCGGGCGCUCGCCAGUACCGGUAGAUAGUUGCCCUUCUUCAGUAUUCAGAGUAGGUAAGGGGAUAUGUUGCUUGGCGUAAGGGCAAAUAAGCGUUUUCAUUACGGAACGAGUUUUUUUUUCUCUCCCUUAUCUCAUUACGGAACAAUGUAGGGUGCUCUAGGAAUGUUGUGUGAGGGCACACUUGAGAGGCUGUGCUUGUUCAUCCAAAAUGGAGGCGAGGAUGGAUGAAGAAGUACUUGCUUGAGGGUGGGUGGUGAUUUUAUACAUGAUGUCGUAAAUAUUGAUUCC